Molecule: messenger RNA, 884 nt
Organism: Penaeus chinensis
Lineage: Eukaryota; Metazoa; Arthropoda; Malacostraca; Decapoda; Penaeidae
Product: adhesive plaque matrix protein-like
Exons: 3
Coding region: 1-555 (184 amino acids)
Cellular component (GO): extracellular matrix
Source: RefSeq, a predicted model, not a curated record
AUGUUCGUAAAGAUAGUCGUCGUUUUUGUUCUCGUGACUAUCGCUGUAGUUGCUCCAUCACAACCUGCGUACGGCUAUGCCCUUGAGUCCGCAUACGAGGAACUUGCCAAGCACGACUUUAACUAUGCGGUAAGGGACGACUACUCUGGCAACGACUUCGGCCACCAGGAAGCUCGCAACGACUACAACACUCAGGGUUCCUACUAUGUCCUCCUUCCUGACGGUCGUCUACAGAAGGUCACCUACACUGUCAACGGCGACUCUGGCUACGUAGUUGAGGUCAGCUAUGAGGGUGAGCCCCAGUAUCCUGAGUACAAGCCUGCCCCUGUCUACGAACCUGUGCCUGCCUACAAGCCUGUCCCUGUCUACGAAAGUGCACCUGCCUACAAGCCUGGUCCUGCAUACGAAACUGCUCCUGCCUACGAGCCUGCCCCUGUUCACGAGCCUGCACCUGCCUACAAAUCUGCAACUGCCUACGAACCUGUCCCUGUCUACACGCCUUCUCCUGCCUACGAACCCGCUCCUUCCUACAAGCCAAACCCGGCCUACGUUUAAUUUUUAUUGUACGUCAGCUACUACCUAUAUUUAUUAAUAAAUGUAGUGCAGUAUCUCUUCCAUUUCCCCCAGAACCUCUUCAACAUCUUCUAAGAUCAGUGCCAACAAGAAAGAAUGACGUUUUUGCUCUUCCCUCGCAUUCUAUCUCUGUGUCUCUCUGUCUAUUUCACUUUCACUUUCGAUAUCUUUCUGAAUCUAUAGGUCUCUAAUAGGCAGCAUUAUAAUUUAGCUUAUGCUCCGACUGUCCUUCUUAUUAAACCAGUUUGUUGUAUACCACUUAUAUCUUCAUCAUUAUUGUACAGUAUGUAAAGUGUACUGAUAUAUAUUUA